UUAAAUACGAUCGGGUUCGGUGGUCCGAUAUUGAUAGAAAUCUGAAGUUUCCCGAAAAAAUAAAAAUAAAAGAAAAUGGCUUCAAAAAAGAAAAGAGUGGAAGAUGUCGCGAAAGACGAUGAAAUGUCGGACCAGAGUGAUGCAGAAGACAUGGAAGAGGACACAGAGAUAGAGAUCAAAGAGGAGAUCCAAGUUGAUUUCGAAGCAAGAGUACCCGAGGGAAGUGAUUUCCAUGGAAUUAGAACCCUUUUACAACAGUUAUUUUUGAAAGCCAACAUUAACCUAUCAGAAAUGGCAGACAUCAUUAUUUCCCAAGGACAAGUUGGCAGUGUCGUAAAGCAAUCCUAUGUUCCAGAAGAAGAUGAGGAUGAUGAGGAGAUGGCAGAAGAUGACCCAGUCCUCGCUGUUACUUCAGUUAUCAACAUCACAGACAAAAAGGAUAUGGAGUGUGUAAAGCAGGUCCGUUCCAUGCUGAUAGAUCAGUGUCAGAAGUGUGGAGGGGAUCCAAGAUUUAGCAAGGUGCUCAAUGAUGGGGGCCACCAUGUGGGGCUGCUGGUCAGUGAGAGAUACAUCAACAUCCCCCCACAGUUAGCUGUCCCCAUGUUUGAAUCAUUGUUAAAAGAAGUGGAGAAAUGCAAAAAUAAGAAAAUGAAGUAUGACUUUGCCUACUACAUUCUUGUAUGUAAAACGUACAGACAGAAAGGCCAGAAGAACAGUCCCUUGUUUUACACUAAUGCAGAGGAAGAAUUUCUACAGGAGGUGAGUGAAACCAGUUUCCAGUACUCGGUGCAGGCGGAACGCGACACAGUGGUAGCUGGUUCCUGGGAUGCAGAGGACCAGUUUGAGGCUUUUCGGACUGUGUUGUUGAUCUCUGCAGACAAACUCAAACAAGGAGUAGACAAAAUUAAAACAGAACUUGCUACACGAUAAAGAAAUAAAACUGAAAAAAAGGAUUUACUUGGUUUUCAUU
Magallana angulata is the source of this 970-nucleotide messenger RNA. Its product is annotated as protein BCCIP homolog. The transcript is spliced from 7 exons. Bases 76 to 930 code for a protein of 284 amino acids. The record is from RefSeq and is a predicted model, not a curated record. Gene Ontology annotation, cellular component: nucleus. Lineage: Eukaryota; Metazoa; Mollusca; Bivalvia; Ostreida; Ostreidae.